Molecule: messenger RNA, 1158 nt
Organism: Vigna radiata var. radiata (mung bean)
Lineage: Eukaryota; Viridiplantae; Streptophyta; Magnoliopsida; Fabales; Fabaceae
Product: ribonuclease E/G-like protein, chloroplastic
Exons: 4
Coding region: 286-954 (222 amino acids)
Cellular component (GO): membrane
Molecular function (GO): starch binding
Source: RefSeq, a predicted model, not a curated record
AAAAAGAAAAGACAGAAAGAUGAAGCAGAUUUUGAUGAGCAUACAGAACAAUUCAGCAGGAGACAGAAGCGAAGAAAGUGAGCUCCGAGAGUUGAGUGUAGCCACUCACAUAGACAAAUGAACAAUGAGUUAGUUGAGAUUCUCACGUCGAAUAAAAAGCAAAAGGAACACAUGUUCUAUUUUUAGCUUUCAAUUGCCACAAACUACUCUAUAAAACCAACCCCACUUACACUCUCAAUAACACGGCCAUAAUAACAUUGUUUCUUUGCCUGUGAUUCAACUGAGAUGGCUCUCAACACGUCUUGCUCCAACCCCAUUCUAGGAACCCAUCUUCCUAACUCUGUUCCUAAUGCUUCCAACACACCCAAUUUUUUCUUCACCACCAAUCACAACAAAGCCUGCAACUUUGGCUUCCCAAGACUUGUUCAAAACAAGGGUCUUCUCCCACUUCAUGCACUGCCAUCCAAAACCAUGGUUGAUUUGGACAAUUUGGUGCUCAAAACUCCAGAAGAACAACCGAAGGAAGAAGGAAAGAUUAUCAAUGUCAAAUUUCAGAUGCAUCGCAACUGUAAAUUUGGGGAGCAAUUUCUAGUAGUUGGUAGUGAUCCGAUGUUUGGCUCAUGGAACCCUGCAAAAGCCAUACCAAUGGCCUGGUCAGAAGGGCAUGUUUGGACGGCAGAGAUGGCCGUACCUGCUGGAAAAUUCCAGUACAAAAUCAUCUUGAAAAGAAGAAAUGGUGACAUUGUGUGGCAGCCAGGGCCAGAUAGACUUGUUCAGACAUGGGAAGCAAUGAACAGAAUCACUGUUUGUGAGGAUUGGGAAAAUUCCAAACUUCAGACAGUAACAGAUGACGAUGAGAAAGUUUCCAACACAUCAGUGGAAGAUGAACAUGGUCAGACAGAUAAGGAUUCCAAGAUGGAGUCAGAAAUUGCCAAUUUGGCUGAGAAUCGUUAGAGCCAAUUGCUGAAUUUUGUUUCCUUCCACAAACAAAAGUUUUAUGAUUUUGCUGCUACAAAGAAAGCCCAAGUUAGUUUUGAGCUACUUAUUUCCAUUCCGGCUCAUAGUAUUACUAUUUUUUUGUGAGAGAAAAUAAGAGUCUCUUUUCUGUUUUGUUGUCGCAUAUCUUCAUCAAUGAAAUUUCUUAUUUCUUUUCACUUA